UACAAUUCUCCUCUUCGUUAUACAUCAAUUCAAACUAUCUUAAUCUAUAUAUCCAAAUAAUCAACAUAGAAGAAGCCAUCAUGCCCCCACCUCCCCUCACCGUGCAAUACAAAGAAGCCAACGGCAGUAAAAUCACCACCGACAUCUACCUCCCGUCACUAGAACAACCCACCACCAGCGGAACUGACACACCAAAGAAAUAUCCCGUUCUAAUCAACAUCCAUGGCGGCGUCUUCAUGCUCGGCCACUCGCGCAUGGUUUCCAUGCCGCAAGUCGACGACUGCCUGGCCCGGAACUGGAUAGUCGUGGUACCCAAUCAUCGCCUCUGUCCGCAGGUAAAUAUGCUCGAGGGGCCAAUAACCGAUGUCCGCGACCUGUUGGCGUGGAUUUAUGAUGGGGGGUUAGAUGCGUUUCUUGCCGGUGCAGGUGCAGAUGCAGCGCUGUACCGCGUUGAUAUGGAUCGGGUUAUGGCAUUUGGGACGUCAUCGGGGGGAACGUUGGCGUUGUCGUUGGGCUACUCCGUCCCCCGCCCUGUCGCCGCAAUCCUCGACUUUUACGGUGCCGUGCACUUUACCCACCCCUUCUGGACCCAACCUCUCCCGGAUGUCCAACGCACUCUCCCACCCCUCGACCCUGCAUUUCUGCAAAAGAUCUACGACGAGUUCCCCGUCCCCACGGACAGUUCCAUCUCGCUGGAAGGUCAGACAGAACUUGCUGGCGUUGGCGGGAAGCCUGCUGCUAAAGGCCCGGAUUUCUCCCGGCCCCGGGACGCCUUUGCCCUGACGCAGGUGGCUAAUGGGACGGUCUUGCAGGCUUGUUAUCCUGACAGGGAUGUGAGGGAGGUGGAUCCGGUGGUGCAUGUCGGGAAGGACUUCCCGCCGACGUUUAUUGUGCAUGGGGAUUGUGAUACGAAGGUCAGUAUUGACGUCAGUCGGGAAUUGUGGAGGGUGUUGAGGGAGAAUGGGGUCGAGUGUGGGAUGGUGGAGGUGCCCGGGGAGGAUCAUACGUUUGCGAUGGGGAUGAAGGUUGGGGGGAGAACAUGGGAGUUGCAGAGGGAGGGGUUUGAUUUUCUGGAGAGGAUUAUUGCGCGGUAGAUAAUAGUAAGAUAGGGGUUGGUUUGGUGGUGGUGAAGAGGAAGGGGGGGAGGGUUUCAUAUAGAUCACUGAUAAGAGUAAGAAUCAAGAUCUAGCAGUUCUUAUUCCAUAGGCCUUUAACUUAUUCGGUAUUUAAACCAUCUCGGGGAUUGUCCGAUGUGUGUGCUGUAUAGUGUGGAAAGUAGUAGGAUGUCCACCAAUGCACGGCAAUGAUAAGCUAGGCUGCAACGUAUGCAAUAUUCUGGGAUGGCCGGUGUCCGCGGGGUCCAGGCACUCUAGGCUGAUGCCAAUCUUAG
Molecule: messenger RNA, 1390 nt
Organism: Aspergillus welwitschiae
Lineage: Eukaryota; Fungi; Ascomycota; Eurotiomycetes; Eurotiales; Aspergillaceae
Exons: 3
Coding region: 81-1094 (337 amino acids)
Source: RefSeq, a predicted model, not a curated record